GCUAAAAUAAUUUUUUUGACUUAAUUUUUUUUCAGUUUUUGGCAAGAGCAUGCAAGGUAUUAUUGUGAUAAAAAUGGUAAAAUGAUUUUACGAAGAAUCACAUUGAACUAAAUUGAAAAAAAUAUUUAAAAUUCUUACAUAUCAAAGCCAUGUUACGACAGAAUGCCUACGUUAAAGUUUUUUAAUUUUUCUAUAGAAACAUGAAAAGUGGGAGGGUUAAAAACCCAUGCAAAAUAUGUUUAGAAACCGUCAAUAAGAAGAAAGGAAUGCAGUGCAAGGGUGCAUGUCAGAAAUGGGCGCAUUAUAAGUGCUUAGAUUUUAGUCCAGGUAAAAUAAAGGAUCUUAAAGAUGGCCAUGUUAAAAUAACCUGCCCGUGUCCCGAUUGUGAAGCACCUGACACACAGAAGUGUUGUUCAGCUAAGAAAACAUGCACAUCUGCAUCUGGACCGUCUGCAAAGCCUAUACCCUACCCACCGCAAUAUGCACUUCCUUAUACCAGGGAUGCCAUGCCCGUGUCUCACACAUCUUGUGGAAUGAUAUCUGAAGAUGUGUCACUGAGAUCCUCUGAUCCAUCUUUAUCGCCAAGGACAACGACAGGUUCCACCUCCCCCCAAUUAUUUAUGGCUUGUCCGCCAAAUAAAACAUUUCGUUCGAAACAAACUUCUCCAAAAAUAUCGCCUGAACCCUCGCGUUGUGGACCUUGUUGUACAAACAAAAGAACACAUUCUACGUCCGCUUUAGCAUCGUCAUCUUCUGACAGUGGCAUCAAUAUCAAAUGUGUCCCUCGACGGGCAUCAUCAAGCGAUUCAAAGUUACCUACUGCGUCAAACCAAAAAGAGCUGAUUGUAAGCCUGGAUGAAAUGUGCAAAACUGUCGGAAAACUUUCAAGCCAGCUCCGAGAGUUGAUGUUUAAAAUGAUUGAAAACAAUAAACUGUAAUAAUAAUUACUGAAAACCUUACUGCUUUAA
Molecule: messenger RNA, 968 nt
Organism: Pieris brassicae (large cabbage white)
Lineage: Eukaryota; Metazoa; Arthropoda; Insecta; Lepidoptera; Pieridae
Exons: 2
Coding region: 201-938 (245 amino acids)
Source: RefSeq, a predicted model, not a curated record